This is a messenger RNA of Arachis ipaensis, 470 nucleotides long. The record is from RefSeq and is a predicted model, not a curated record. NCBI's taxonomy places the organism in Eukaryota, Viridiplantae, Streptophyta, Magnoliopsida, Fabales, Fabaceae.
ACCUACACGGCUACACAAGCUGUUUUUUGCAUGUAUUUUUUUUUUGUUGUUGGCUAUGAAUAUUUGUCUCCAACCAUAAAUUGCUUUACUCUCAUUUGUAGAUAAUCAAGCUUGUGGUAAUGAAGGCCACAUGGGACCAAGCAAAUAAGACUUUUUGGAUGCUUCCGCCAUCUUUUGCGGUGGAACAUUUUAUGAGACAUUCACUGGAUAAAAUGAAUGCUGCCUAUAUAUAUCGCUUUAUGCCUGUCGCACCGGAUCUUAAAUUUGAAGAAGGUGACCACUGGUAUCUUAUGGUCAUUAGCUUAUUGGAUGGAAAAUUAUAUCAGUUUGAUUCUAAUCUAAAUGACGAUCAAGUUGAGCCAAGACAAGAAAUUAUGAAAUCCUUGGUGAGAUAUGGUAACUUCUGGGAGAACUCUUCACUAAGUUCCAUGUCGGCACUUGCAUCAGAACCUCCUGCCCAAAACUCUUGA